Guyanagaster necrorhizus is the source of this 3199-nucleotide messenger RNA. RefSeq lists its product as uncharacterized. Gene Ontology annotation, biological process: protein delipidation; autophagosome assembly; aggrephagy. The transcript has 8 exons. Gene Ontology annotation, cellular component: cytoplasm. Gene Ontology annotation, molecular function: protein-phosphatidylethanolamide deconjugating activity; cysteine-type endopeptidase activity. The record is from RefSeq and is a predicted model, not a curated record. The coding region runs from base 211 to 3021 and encodes 936 amino acids. NCBI's taxonomy places the organism in Eukaryota, Fungi, Basidiomycota, Agaricomycetes, Agaricales, Physalacriaceae.
CACCUCUGUCCUUCGUCCAUAUUACUUCGUUCUACCUCGUCGUCGACCUCCCCAGAAGUCUGAAUAGGACCAGGAGUCGGUUGACGUUCCGUAUAUUUUUGUUCCAGCGUUCACGUCCAAUUCCAUCUCUGUUGUAGCAUCAGGUUUCUGUACCCGAAGUGGAUCCCGACAACACAGACUACGCCUAGCUCACGCUCACGAAUUUGAUUCAUGUCAAACAAGAACUCGCGCCACACAUCUCCAUCGUCUUCUGCUGCACAUCAUGGUCCAAAGCUUCCCAAGUUCCUGCACAAACCAUCCAGUCGAGAUAGGUCGAAAUCCGGAACUGAUCCGAUUAGUGGCCAGGAUGGCGACAGUCCUACCUCGAUUUCCUCAGCAGAGCCUCCUCCUUCGUCGUCGAAGCAUUCUCAUCACUCGAGAAAGUCUGGAAAAUUCCUAGGAAGUGGAAAAGAGAGGGAGAGGGAGAAGGAGUCAAUGCCUGAAUCGGCUGUCGAGCGGGAAGAAACACCGGUCAUUGUCGAACCUGUGAACAUACCACGUUCCCGGACACGUUCUGAGCGACCAGGAAGCUCAGAUAUACAGUAUAAUGGCCCCUCGCUUUAUGUCCCGAGUUCUCCUUCAUCUUCCCGAAUGAGCGACCUCCCCAACCGGCUGUCAGGCUGGUUUGCGCAUACCUUCAAUUCUUCUUCAACUACCGAUCUUUCCCUACCCACAAUUCUCUCUCAUCACUCCGCUCCCAAUACCGGGGCGCCUGGAACUUCUCCUCCGAACAAAGUCUCUGGUACCUCCGCUUUGCUUAAUGUGGCAAAGCACGGGAAAGGGCACAUUGACAAAGCUAUGCGUUACCUCCUCGAUAGCGACGCCACUCCUGACAAAUGCACCGACGCCAUCUGGCUAUUGGGCGUCCAACAUCCGGGCUAUGAGCCACCACCACCAUCUGCAUACCCAGCACCAUCGACCGUCGGGCGACGCAGCUCAAUCGACUCUCGCCGCCACUCUCCCUCUUUUCGUUCUUCAACAUCGUCCAAUUCGUCUCUUGAUGUCUCUCUGACUGCCUCGCAACCUGCCAGGCACCCCGGCGCUAAUUGGCCUCCGGUUUUCUACACUGACUUCACUUCCCAAGUUUGGUUGACGUACCGCUCGCACUUUACCCCGAUAAGAGACGGGCGUCUCGGCGACCUAAACGCUGAGUACAAUUCAUACCAAUCGGACUCUAGUACUAGUAGUCCCACGGCGACAGUGAAAAAGUGGAAUUGGGGAUCUAUGGUGGGCGGAGAGAAGGGUUGGACGAGUGACUCCGGUUGGGGGUGCAUGUUACGGACUGGCCAAAGUCUGUUGGCCAAUGCUCUGGUUCAUCUUCAUUUGGGACGUGAUUGGCGGAGACCGCCACAUCCCGUGCACACAGCGGACUAUGCGACCUACGUACAGAUUAUAACAUGGUUCUUGGAUACACCGGCUCCUGAAGCUCCCUUCAGUGUUCAUCGAAUGGCGUUGGCGGGUAAGGAGUUAGGGAAGGAUGUUGGACAGUGGUUUGGGCCCAGUACUGCUGCCGGUGCCAUCAAGGCUUUGGUUCGGGCCUUUCCAGAAUCGGGGCUAGGCGUGUCUGUGGGCACCGAUGGGGUGCUUUUCCAAACUGAUGUAUUUCAGGCAUCAUACAGCUCUCGCCCAAGAUAUCAUGGCAAAGUUCUUGCGCACUGGGGUGACAGGCCUGUUCUACUUUUAUUGGGUAUACGACUCGGGUUGGAUGGGGUUAAUCCUAUUUAUUAUGAUACCAUAAAAUUACUCUAUACUUUCCCCCAAUCUGUCGGCAUUGCUGGUGGCCGCCCGAGUUCGUCAUAUUAUUUCGUGGGUUCACAGGCCGACAACCUAUUUUAUUUGGAUCCUCAUCAUGCGAGACCGGCUAUCCCGCUGAGACUGCCUACAGAAGCAGGCUCUCCGGACAUCGAAGCAGAUCAUCGGAGGAGAGCCAAGAGAGGUUCAUCGUCAACGGGGUCGUCAACAGGUCACCAACGUGCGCCUACGUCACCUUCCUCGUCAAUUCGUACUGGAUCCUCGACAUUUUCUUAUCAUGCACCGACAUCGCCGUCGCCCUUGCAGCAUCAAUUUUCAGAAUCCGGGUCGUCGUCGUCAUCAUCGAACCAGAUGCAGAGUCCGUCAGAGAUGGACCAGAGUGAAAGCACGACGGAAGGAAAUUUGGACCGGUUGCAAGAGCAUUAUGUGAACGCCUACAGCGCAGCGGAGCUGAAGACGUUCCACUGCGAGCGUGUUCGGAAGAUGCCAUUAAGUGGGCUGGACCCGAGCAUGUUGAUAGGCUUCUUGUGCAAAGACGAGGCCGAUUGGGUUGACUUUAGGAGCAGAGUCGGUGAUCUACCUCGUACGAUAUUUUCUGUCCAAGAUGAACCACCAACAUGGCCUUCUGAUUCCGAUGAUAACAUGGGACUGGAAAGUAUCUCAGAUCCAGAUGAUAUGGAUAUGGAUAUGGAGGAGGAGGAUGACGACGAGGACCGGGAGUUGGAGACACGGUCCGCCUCGACCUCGAGUGCACAUCACAGCAGCGCGUCGACCUCGAGGACCAAGAGCGACGAGCUGGAUACUGAGGAGGAUCCUGUUGAUCCGAUAACGCCUGGUCCAGGAUCGAAGUUUGAGUUUCCCGACCCCCCAGGUUCGAACAAGCCUCAUGAACGACCCAAAGCAGAGGAGGGCGGAGCGUUUGUCGAAGCGCUCGACGACAUGGAAGAUGAUGAGGAGUGGGUCGAUCCUGUGCUUACACCUACAGUUAUGCCGCCGCCUCCCCUUCCGCCAGCAAAGAAAAAGGGGAAGAAGAAGCAGGUUCCAGUGCCUGUCCCGAUGGUGAGCUUCCCGUCGGCGCCUGGCGGGGAGGAAGGCGUGCGAGGGGAUAUCUCGCAUGAACGGCAGCGGAGGCAGUCGAUGGGCUUGAGCUUGAAGAUGAACAAUAGUAGGGGAAGAGAUGGGGGGAGGACUCAGAGCGGGGGGGUGAAGGGUGUGUUAACAGGAGACUAGGUUUAUGUUUAUGGCUGGAUCCUCUCCGUCUUCUUCUUUGUGACUUAUGUUUGAACAUGUAUUGUAAUCAUAUGACCAGGCUUAUAGGUCCUACAAGCUCGAAAUUCCAUAUUCAUCCACUGCUCUUAUUUGCAGGGAUGAUCUAUGUGAGCCUAAUCGGUAUGAAUAUAUGAGUAAC